CUCGAGCCCUCGGAGCACGUCGCACGCACCGCGCUCGCUCCCGCAGCGAAACUUUACUCGUUCCACGCAGUGAUCAGUGUGUUCCCAACGCGGCGUUUAUGCACUUUGAAAACUGACAGUUUUGGUUUUGUGUUGUUUAUGUUUGUUUUUGUGUCCACAUUGGAGGUGAUCGGUUUAUUUGCAAUACGGCCGUCUGUUUACGGGCUGCGGCUGGCGAGUUGGAGCGCCCGUUAUAAUGUGACCGGCGCACGACGACGGGCGUCUCUCCUCAAGGUGUUUGCGAUGUGGUACACGUGGACGACGUUACUGCUGGUGUCGUGUGCACUAGUGAAGGCGGAGACCGGGGCGGAGGGUCCGGCGCCGGCGCCCGUGGCGACCACGCGCGCGCCGCCACAAACCCUCGACCGACAGGCCGCUGAGCUUGCAUGGAAGUCCUGGCUACAGAGCCCGGAAAGCGGCAACCAGAAUGCACCACCACGUAGAAUCACUACCAAAUCCCUUUUCAUUACGCCGCUGAAUUGUCCUGAAGGACAAAGACUCGAUCGCAAUGGUUGCGUUCAGGUGGUAACAGUAAACAAAGACGAGCACGAACGGAUUCUGCUGGAGCACUUGAAUGCUUGGUUCGUGACUUCAGCUCCUAGCGGAGACGUACUGUACGACUACGGCGAUGCUGAGCCCGGACCGCUACAACUCUCUAUACCCAUAGGCUUUGAUCCCCAAGCAGCGCCACUUCAGGGACAAGAGCCAUCUUCUCAGGCUCAAGAGCUGCAACCAAAUUACGUGAAAGUUGACAAGAAAGAUACCAAUAAACCAGAUGGUGACGCAAGCAUAGAAGCUGAACUAGAACUAUUAAAGCUUCAAAAUACAUUGAAUCCGAACAACACGGCUGCAGUUGAUGGUUCGUAUAUGGUGAACCAGAAUAUUCUGACCAAUACACAAAAUUAUCCCGACAAACCUAAGCGUGAUAGUCCCAUCGCAAAUUUAACUGAAACAGAAUCGACGAGUAAUGGCACCGACGAAGGACAAAAAGAAUUAGUUUUUGGACAUGUUAAUGUUGACCCCGUUCUUUACAAUUUGGAAAAUCAAACUCAAUCGGAUAAUGACGAUUCAGAAUCCAGCAGCUUAACAGAGCUUGAAAACAGUGCAACCUCUGUUAAUGAAGCACAAAAGAAUUCGUCUUCAAUAUCUAUUUCGGAGACUGAAAAUACCUCUAAUUCAACAACAGAAAUGUUGAAAAAAGAUGGAGAUCAAAGUAAACUUAAUCCAGAAAACGAUUACUCUGACAUCGGGGAAGCUAUUAAAUUAAUAAGCAGAUAUGCCGACGUUACUACAGACGACAACUUUACCAAAGAACAAAAUAAUAACGGCAUGAAAGAGGACAGCUUUUUGGGUACACGAACUAAACUUCAGUAUCGUCGAAAUAAACCGAAAGACCAAAAAAUCGCUUCGAUGCCAGGUCAUACUUCUUUUGGAUUAGGUACCAAUGAUAAAACCGCUCCUCAUAAUCCGUAUCCGAAGUACGAGGUUUACUAUAGAUAUCCCUGGCAGAGUCAACACUCGCAGACCCCUCCUCCUGACUACCCGUUCCGGCAUUUACAGGACUACUGGCCUGGUCGUAACCAAAUUGGAGGUGUGUACAACACACACGAGAACCCUCGGCGACACCAUCAUUCUUAUCCCCAUAACUUUCGGCUACAUAACUACCCUCAUGCAGGAUACGCGGGCGUACCUCCUGCGUACCCGGAACAACUAAAGAGUUACAUUCACCGUGUGGUCCAACACCACGCCGACCCGAUGCGAGCUAACGGCAAUAAUCAGGACCUCUACAGCCUCCUCGGUUUGAGACAUUGGUUCAGUAGUGAAGGGACUUCAAAAAGAUAGCUUGCUUUCUGCUAUAUUAGACAAAUUCGAUGUUACCCGACGACGUAUAAUGGAAGCUAUGGGAAAAAUGAAAAAACAUGCACUAUAAUUGUAGAAUUAACAUCAAAUACAUCUUCAUUAGGUAACUGCCUAUCUUUAAACUUAUCAAAUAAUUAGGACGUAACAAGGGCAGUAACAAUUGUAGGUAAUGUAUAACGUUUGAUUCUUAUUCCGUUUCAAGUCAUUUCUGUCCAUAGCUUUCAAUAUAUUAGCCUAUUUAUUUCAAAGCCAAAUAUUACAGUCAUAAUUAAGUUAUUAUUUUUUUGUUAGGAAUUUUAAGUUCUGUAAAUAUCUUCUAAUUUAAGUGUUUUAUUUUGCUACUGAUAAAUUGUUCACAUAGUAUUAUCGUUGUUUUAUAUUAUGUUAAUGUAAAUCGUUCUAUUGAUGAUAAUUUUCGAUUUAUAUUUAUUUGAUGUAUAUUUUUAUAUAAUUUUUUCGUUGUGAAUGUAUUUGUCUUUAGGCGUUUGAUGUUUUGUAAUAAGUAUCGCAAACUAUAAUUAUUAUUUUAAGAAAUCGCAACAAUGAGGCACGGGCUUGCCAAAUGGUUUCAAGAAACUAAGUAUUCUUUGCGGUUGAUACUUGUAACCUUACUCAAUGUUUUGUGUUUAUGAUGUGUGUAGAUAUAGCUAGUAGGUAUUUGUUCGUAUUAUUACAAUUAUAACAAUCUUAAUGCAAAAUCGGACACUUGAAACCCACCAAAAACAACUACUUCCGCAAAAUGUAUUAGUAUAUGUUAAUCUAUAUUUGACCACGUGUAUACUUGCCACUUUAGGAGUAUGUAUAAUCAAUUAAUAUGUAUAAGUUUUCAUAUCUCGAAUCUACAGGACAACAGAGUAAAUUACGACAUAUCUACCUAUUGCUAAGUGAAAGCCACGAUUCGAGAGUACUCGCAUUUCGAAAUACAUUCACAUUUCUGUGCUUUCGUAAAGGCCUUAAACCUGCAUUACCGAACUAUUACGUUAUUACAUAUUAACGAUCCCACCAAAGCUUAGUUUAAGUAUUUAGUUUUUGUCACAUAAUAAUUUACUAUGUAUUUGAAACUAUAUAGAGAGUAGACGAAUUAAUGUAUUUUUAUAAUCCAAUAACAAUAAUAGUAGAAGGUUAUUUAGAAAUUGUAUGUGUUGGGCUCAAGGUGGUGGUUACGGCCGGAAUAGCCGCAACCACAUCGCAAUAUGUGUUUCACAACUUUAUAUUUUUCUCUGACUUGAAGUUGUUUUUUUUUUAAUAUAAUAAGCUUGAUUUGGGUGUUUCUAUUUGCUUGCCUUUUUAUUAUAUUUUUGAUACAUCUAAAAAUAUGGAUUUUAACGUUUCGACCCUUCAAUUCCGUUACUAUUUAGUUCUCACACUGUGUUCACACAAUGAAAAAGUAAUUUUCGAUUUUUAUAAAGUUAUUCAUUCAUUUUAAUUGAUUUAUAAGAACAACACAAGUGGAGUUAACAUAUCUGCUGAAAUAUUUAAGAAAACUCAAUGUAUAUUUAUGUUAAUUUCACUCAAGGAGGUUUUAAACUUUGAGCCUAACAUUCUUUAUAUCUGAAUGCUUGCUAGCAAGUCAGAGGUUUAUCAAACUUGACUGCCUUUUGCUUUAAAUAUCUGAUUUGAAUCUAUGUUAAACCAUAUUUUUUUCAAUAAAGUUAUUUAAAUAUCCUAUCAGAUGUGCAUUCAAAAACAACGAUUAUUUAAUUUUAAGUGAUUGUAACUAAUCAUUACUAUGAUCAACUUUUGACUACAAUACUUAACACAUACAUAUUUCAUUAUCUAAAAACCAGUGUUUAAAUAAAAAAGAUGGUUAGAUGUAUUUUUAACACUGAAACUAACCAUAACAAUGUAUUAUUGUAUAAAGUACAAAAACGGCCUGAACUUGAUAAUUUAAACUUUAACUAUUUAGAACUGGAGGUGUGAUGUAAACCUCAAGUAACAUAUUCCUACCUAAAAUUAUCCAGAUAUAUUUUAAACGCCAGUUUUUGUACUAAGUAUGCGAAAUGCUUAUAAAAUGUGUGACUUCUAAGAUUAACAUCAAUUUAAAUUAAAAAUAUUUCAAGAGGACUACUUAUGUACAAAUAAUAUAAGAUUUUAGUCAAUAGAAUAUAUAUCAUCAAAAUGUCUUAAUAACAAUAUAUUUAAAAUUAAAGAAAUUUGCUUAUUCACUGGAUGAUAUUUGAUGAAAUAUAAAACUUAAAAUUUAUCAAUGCCAGUAUUUUAUUGUAAAUAGUAAAUGUGUUACAUUAAAAAGGAAAUCAAAUUGA
Molecule: messenger RNA, 4163 nt
Organism: Helicoverpa zea (corn earworm)
Lineage: Eukaryota; Metazoa; Arthropoda; Insecta; Lepidoptera; Noctuidae
Exons: 5
Coding region: 139-1881 (580 amino acids)
Source: RefSeq, a predicted model, not a curated record